Molecule: messenger RNA, 2364 nt
Organism: Trichoderma gamsii
Lineage: Eukaryota; Fungi; Ascomycota; Sordariomycetes; Hypocreales; Hypocreaceae
Product: acetyltransferase
Exons: 2
Coding region: 1-2364 (787 amino acids)
Biological process (GO): phospholipid biosynthetic process
Cellular component (GO): endoplasmic reticulum membrane
Molecular function (GO): glycerol-3-phosphate O-acyltransferase activity; glycerone-phosphate O-acyltransferase activity
Source: RefSeq, a predicted model, not a curated record
AUGGCCUCGAAAGAAGUCGCGGCGUCGACUGCGACAGAUGCAGAGCCUCAUGAGGCAUCGGCUGAGGGGUCUGAGCAACCCCAGAAAGAGCUCUACCCCAUGAUCAACUGGAAGUACGACCUGUUCCUCUACGGCAUGGGCAAUCUGGUAAACCUGUUCUUCAGAGAGGUUAUACCACGAGGCGCAUGGAGAGUUCCACAGAAUGGACCUGUACUCUUUGUCGCUGCGCCGCAUGCGAACCAGACGUCAUGCUUACGCGAAACCCAACAGUUUGUCGAUGCCAUCCUUCUGCAACGAACUUUGCGACUAGACGCCAACCGCCGAGUAUCGCUCCUGAUUGCGCAGAAAUCUGUCCACGGUUUCAUUGGCUGGGGAUCCCGCCAGGUCGGCUCCGUUCCCGUCGGGCGAGCACAAGACGCCGCGAAGCCUGCAACGGGCUUCAUCUAUCUCCCGGACCCGAUCAACGACCCGACGCUGGUUCGAGGAGUGGGUACAAAGUUUGGCGAGGGCGAGGGCGAGCCUCAGGGAAUGCUGUUUUUGCCCCCGGGCAAGAAGACAUCGGGCGAAAGUGUCAACAUUGACCAAAUUCUUGGCCCUGAAGAGAUCCGCAUCAAGCGACCUUUCAAGACUCAGCUGGGCCUGAAGCAGCUCACCGGUCGAGACGAUAUUGAUAAAGAUGGCAACUUUACGAAUAAAUCGGUCAACGGCCCUGCACAGGGAUACCAGGGGACUAAAUUCAAGCUUGCGCCUCAUACGGAUCAGACAAAGGUAUAUGAGGCUGUCUUUGCGCGACUGAGGAGCGGUGGAUGUGUCGGUAUCUUCCCCGAAGGCGGCAGCCACGAUCGCUCCGAGCUGCUCCCAAUCAAGGCCGGCGUGGCCAUCAUGGCUCUGGGAGCGCUGGCGGAGUCGCCCAACUGUGGCCUCAAGAUUGUGCCCGUGGGCAUGAACUACUUCCACCCACACAAGUUCCGCUCGCGUGCUGUUAUUGAGUUUGGAGCGCCCUUUGAGAUUCCGCCGCACGUGGUUGAAAUGUACCGGAAUAACCAGCGAAGAGAGGCCAUCGGCCAGGUCAUCGACACUGUCUACCAAGCUCUCAGCUCUGUGACCGUCUCGACUCCAGACUACGACAUCCUGAUGAUGAUCCAAGCAGCGAGAAGACUCUACAAUCCUACCGGCAAGAAGCUGCCUUUGCCCGUCGUGGUGGAAUUAAAUCGACGCUUGGCCCUGGGUUACGAGCGGUAUAAAAACGAUGAGAGGAUAACUAAGCUGUCUAAGAGCGUGAAAGAGUACAAUUCACAACUGCGCUAUCUCAAUUUGAAGGAUCACCAAGUGCAGUACGCCACUAUGUCGAUCUGGAAAGUCAUUGUGCUAUUCAUCUACCGCUCGAUCAAGCUCCUGAUUCUCUUCCUCUGCACGGUUCCCGGCCUCCUCCUAUUCUCCCCAGUCUUUGUGGCAACGAAGAUUAUCAGCCGAAAGAAGGCCAAGGCAGCACUGGCGGGCUCAACUGUCAAGAUUCGUGGACGUGACGUCAUGGCCACAUGGAAGAUUCUCGUUGCCUGUGGAUUGGCUCCAACGCUUUAUCACGGCUACAGUAUUGCCGUGGUCGCUAGGGCCUGGUAUGAUCGUCUCUGGGGCUAUCUACCGGAUUGGGUGCCUCUCUGGUUGGUGUACUUGGCUACUUGGGUGGCCUGGACGGCCAUCACUAUUGCUGCGCUGCGAUUCGGAGAGGUGGGAAUGGACAUUUUCAAGUCUCUUAGACCGCUGGUGCUGUGUCUGGUUCCAGCAUCUGAUUACAACAUCCAUAAGCUGAAACUGAGGCGGGCAGAGCUGAGCGCGCAAGUAACGGAGCUGAUCAACACACUUGGACCAGACAUGUUCCCCGACUUUGAUAAAACAAGACUCGUUCCUGAUUUCACGAAAGUCGAGACAGGUGGCACUCAGUCAUCGCCCGCAGAGACUCGCCCCCGGCGCGACAGCGACCUGUCAAGCACCGGUGUCGACUUGGAGACGCCCCCGGCGCUGUCACGGCGCAGCACUACGCAGUCCAGCCGCUUGUUGCCUAGGAACGACUCUUUCAGUAACAUUGGCAGAGUUGGCAUCUUCUCAACACGGCCGCCAUCACGAUCGCGCAGUCGAUCCAACAGCUCCGGUGGCGGCUUUGGGUCUAGCGGCUUCCCAAUCAGCGGAUUCACAACUCUGGAUUCUGCUGAAGGCUUUGGUGAAGCUAGCCGCAAAAUCAGAGAAGCCAUGAAGGAUAGGCGGAGGAAGUCUGAUAAGGUCAAGAUGCAAAGCGGUGCAGAUGAGGACGAGAAUUCUGAUAGCGAUGAAGACGGAUACAACGAAGCGAGGAAGAAGAAUGUGUAA